Molecule: messenger RNA, 3698 nt
Organism: Solea solea (common sole)
Lineage: Eukaryota; Metazoa; Chordata; Actinopteri; Pleuronectiformes; Soleidae
Gene: pkp3a
Product: plakophilin 3a
Exons: 13
Coding region: 107-2605 (832 amino acids)
Biological process (GO): cell-cell junction assembly; cell-cell adhesion
Cellular component (GO): cytoplasm; nucleus; plasma membrane
Molecular function (GO): cadherin binding
Source: RefSeq, a predicted model, not a curated record
UUCAGCGCGGACUGCAGCGACGCAAACAAACUUGUUCCCAGCAGUGUUCGGUUCACUCCGGACGCCAUUCCAGCGUCGACGCUUCUAAACUUUUUUUUUUUUGACCAUGAGUGUCGUGGCCUCUGACACCGCGUUCUUCUCCGCUCUACAGCCCAGCACCUCGGUCACCACCUACGGACUUCCGUCUGACAGCCAGCUGGAGAAUGGAGGCUCCGUGUCGGACGAGAUGGCGCGGUCGGUGCGCGUCCAGCAGCAGGUCAAAAUGAGACUGGCGGAGAAGUCCACACUUCCGCGACAGAAUGGAUCGGCGUCACAUUACGCCAUGUCAGAUUACGGCGGUUCUUCGACAAUGAAAUAUCAAAGCUACAAUCCAGGUUAUAGCUCAAAGUCGUCCUACAUGUACACAGGCUCCAAAACAAUGGGCCCGCGUGUGUCUCAGAGGACUAAUUACAGCUGCCAGUCUGCUGGCCCGGAUCUGGCCCAGCUCCACCAUAUCAGUGUUGGAGGUGGUGGUGUAGCUGGUGGUGGUGGUGGUGGUGGCGGCGGCGGCGGUUUUUACAGAGAAGACAUGCGCAUGGGCGGCUACCAAGGGGGGACCACCGGACGUCAGAGCCGACUGGACUCAGACUACUCUAUACAUUCGAUGCGACAGCAGGCCGUACCCGUGAAUCCAUGGGUGAUCGAUAACAGCGAUGCCGGCAGCUUACUCUCUGACCGUGAUGCCGCCUACGGCCGCCAGUAUGCCCAGAGCGCAGUCAAUGGCUACUCCACCCAAAUAAGGCAAGGUGGAGGUGCUAUGACCCUAGUACCGACCAUGCAACGCUCUCUCAGUAGCACUCUUUCCCGUGGUGGCGGGAUGACGGCAGGAGACGUAGAAAUGAUCCAGCAACAUUCCUUCAAAGGCCCGGCUCACCGCACGAUCAGCAGGAUCACAAACCGUAACCGGAUGCCUGGGAGCGGCUACGUUCGAGGGGGGGACACAGUGGACAGAGGGUUCAUCACAUGCGGAGUGUCCUCUGGCUCCCAGGGGAACUUGCAGCGCCUGGGCACCAUUUCCCGCGCAAUGUCCACCAAAAGCAUGCAAAGUGUCGGCAGGGGCGGGGACAUCUACAUGGGGCAGAUGGAGAGAGGAAUGAGCAUCGGCAACCUCAGCGGGAUCAAUUCCUUGGACAUGCCCACAGCUGUGCAACACCUGAGGGAGCCCGACCACGAUCUGCAGGUCCUGGGCGCAGCCUACAUUCAACACGAGUGUUACAAUGACAGCGAUGCCAAACAGGAGGUGCGUCGCCUGAAAGGCAUUGGUGAUCUGGUGAAGCUGUUCAACAGCGACAGCCAGGAAGUGCAGCGCUACGCCACCGGUGCCGCGCGUAACCUCAUCUAUGAGAACAUGGACAAUAAAGUGGCCCUGAUCGAGGAGGACGGCAUCUCACAGUUGAUCGAGGCACUUAAGGACUCGGACGACGAGCUCCACAAAAACAUCACAGGCAUCCUGUGGAACCUUUCAUCCAAGGACAAUCUGAAGCAGAAACUGGCCAGGGAAACGCUUCCUGAUCUGACUGAGAAGAUCCUCAUCCCUCUGUCUGGCAGUGGAGACUCUGAGGACCUCCAUCAGUCCGCCUCUCAGUCAGAAAUCUUCUACAACACCACAGGAUGCCUUAGGAACCUAAGCUCUGUGAACGAGAAGACCCGUCAGCAAAUGAGAGAGACACACGGACUGGUGGACUCUUUAGUCAACUACAUCAAGGCCUCCCUUGAACAGAACAAGGCAGAAGACAAGGGGGUGGAAAAUGCAGUGUGUGUCUUGAGGAACCUCUCCUACCAACUCUACUCUGAGAUGCCUCCAUCUGCUAUGAUGCGCUUGGAAGGACCAACCAGAGAUCAGGACUCGGGGAAGGGUGACGCCAUUGGUUGCUUCACGCCCCAGAGCAGGAAAGCCAAAAAUAGCAAGAACCAGGAUCUCUCCACUUUCACCGAGGUCGCUCGAGUGCCAAAGGGUACGGAGUGGUUGUGGCACCCUCAGAUCGUCGGGUUAUACAACCGCUUGCUGCGUCAGUGUGAAAUUAACUCCACCACCCGUGAAGCGGCCGCUGGAGCUCUGCAGAACAUCACCGCCGGCGAUAAGAGAUGGGCGUCAGUUCUGAGCCGUGUGGCUCUGGAGCAGGAGCGCGUUCUGCCUGUGGUGCUGGACCUGAUGCGUACCAACAGUGACCUGGAGAUGCGUUCCCUCACAGGCUUCCUCAGAAACCUCUCCCGCCACACCAGAGACAAGGGAGACAUGGCAACAAAGGUGGUAAACAACCUGGUGACUAAACUGCCAGUGGAUGGACACCAGAAGGAGCCCUCCAGUGACGUGGUGGUCAACAUCUGUGGUGUUCUCAACAACUUGGUGACCAGCAGCUCUUUAGCUGCCAGAGACAUCAACUACUUUGGCGGACUAACGAAACUGGUCGGCAUUAAGAACUCAGGUGACAGCAGCCCUGGGAGGAUGAAAGCAGCGAAAGCAGCAGCCACAGUUCUCAGCAACAUGUUCCAGUACAAGAAGCUGCACAAACAGUACAAACAGAAUGGGUUUACAAGAGUGGAUUUUGCAGAUACUACGAUGUAAAAUGAUGGUAUUGUAGUUCUCUUCUAUAACAGCAAUCAUCCUGCACACUGCCAGCACCUGACAGGACAAAUCUCUUCAGGUGUGCAGGGGCACAUAGACUAUUCAUACUAUUCAAAGGUAACUAAUCCUAAUCUGCCAUAAUUUGUAAUAAGAACAUAGACACACAUGUCAUAGAGGAUGCACUCGAUGGAGAAUGUUUUUUUUUUUUAUUUACAACUCGAUGGACAUCUGCAAGAAUUGUGGUUCAGCGAAGUUGGACUAAUAAUAGACUCUUGAUACAGAUAAGUGCACCAGGGAUUUAUUCUUUUUUCAAAAACAUGUAUCCACAUAAAUCCGCAUCUGUUAUUCUGCCAUUCAUAAACAUUGUCCGGUUAAUGGACAGUAUGGUGCCUUAUGAUUGUCUCUUAAUUCACUGCAUUAAUGCAACAGCGUUGGUACUGACAUGGCUGGUUUUUGUAAAUAUUGUUUUCUCUUUUUCAUAGAAAAUCAAAUUGAAUGUUUAAUAUACUGUAGCUCUGUACUUUUUGUAGUUUCGGAUAACUAAAUGUGUUUAUAAGUGGAAAAGAUUAUAAUAUGUAGUCAAAACUGACUGUAUACAGAGGAGAUAUUUAGAAAUACUGGUAAUCUGGAUUAUAAUUUGAUAUAUAGAUUUUGGGAUAAAUAUUCUGCCUCCAAAGUUAACUUUUGUAUUUACUUGUGGGUUUUUCUAAGUUGCAUCAUCUGUUUCUGUAUUUAGCACUCACCUUAACUCAUAAAACACAGUUGGAAUUGGACAACUGUUUAUUCUUCGACAUGCCUCAUGUUUGUGUAAUGUAUUAUAGUGUGUGUGAAACACCGGGGUGAAAGAAUAUGGUCUGAACGUUGUUGUCAAAACAAAUGCAAUAUUUGUUUUGUAUUUGAGGCCAAUUGCAACAUUGAACAGGUGGCAAGUUGAACACUUUUGAAUUUACUUGUGUCAUUUAUAACAUCAGUGUGUCUGUGUUAGUGCUUUCAAUGAAAUUGUAUUUUAUAUUUGCCUUUGUUUUGUAUAAAGGAAAUAUAUCAUCUGGAUUUUUUUCAGCUAAUAAAGAGAAAUGUCAUUCCUUCAACAUUU